Colletotrichum spaethianum is the source of this 2136-nucleotide messenger RNA. Its product is annotated as putative endo-1,3(4)-beta-glucanase. The coding region runs from base 1 to 2136 and encodes 711 amino acids. Gene Ontology annotation, cellular component: cell surface. NCBI's taxonomy places the organism in Eukaryota, Fungi, Ascomycota, Sordariomycetes, Glomerellales, Glomerellaceae. The record is from RefSeq and is a predicted model, not a curated record. The transcript has 5 exons. Gene Ontology annotation, molecular function: glucan endo-1,3-beta-D-glucosidase activity; endo-1,3(4)-beta-glucanase activity.
AUGCCGUCCGGUGACAUUUUUGCGGAGCCCAUCGCUACGGUGGCCCCUCCUGGCUCUAUUCCGGUCCGCAACGACCACCCUGUCCCGAGGAAGGGUAUCACAUCGAGCUCACCGCUUCAAACAAACAAGUUUUACUCCAACUUCUUCCUGGGAGACCAGACGGCGCCGACGUAUACCUACCCUUACGGCAUAGCAUGGGGGGCAGGACGAGGGGCCGCUGCCAGCUUCGGCAUGACUAUCUCCCACAUCGAGGCGAAUCAGCGUGUCUUUGGGCCUACUAAGGCUUCUGGCGCUGCGGCCUAUUUCAUCAACCCGGUAGGUAUUCAAUCCAUGGUCAUCAGCGCCCAGGAGCUUGGCUCGGACACCGCCGUGGGAAUCGACAGCAUCACGGCCUUCUCUGCAACGAUUCACUUGAAGCCAAAUGCCCAAGCUGUGCCUGCGGUUUCCUUCCCCCUUGUCCAAGGAAUGCCCUUCAUCACCGCCCAAUACGCCGGAGGGACCCCUGUUAUCCGGACGGGAGUGUUCUUCAAGACGGUCACACGAGUGACACAGGACCCCAAGCCGGGCGUUGCCAAAUACACCUUCCAGCUUGAAGACGGCAAGAUCUGGCGGCUGUAUGCAUAUGCAACCACUGGACCACAGCUUAACUUGCAGGUUGUCAACAAUGGAGUCGCUCAAUCAACGCAGCCCUUCUAUGGCAUCGUCCAGGUCGCCAAGGAUCCCGGAAACGGCGAGGCCUUGCUUGACCAGGCUGCUGGUGUCUAUCCCACGACGGUGGAGUUGACUGGCUCCGUGAGCGGUACUACGGGCUCAUACAGCUUCAAGUUUGCCAAGGACGGUCACCCGGAGGGAAAGCUGGUCAUGUAUGCGCUGCCUCAUCACGUCUCCUCGUUUGAUACCACGACAAGAAGCGCCGUUCAGCCGGUGCAGCUCAUGACCCCUACUAAGGGAAUCGCGACUGCGGUCUUGGCUGACCAGUGGACGAUGACUGAGGCGAAUAUGCCCAUCAACAUGAACUUUGCUCCGUGGAGUCCUGAACAAGGCAGCCUGACAACACUGUCUGACAACGCACGGGUCGUGAUCCGCGGGAUAGCAGCCCAGGAGGUGUCCCAAGACAUGACGGCCCAGUCCGACUUGGACUCAAUGUAUUUUAGCGGAAAGGCUCUCGCCAAGUUUGCCUUGCUGAUUGUUGUGAUCAAUGACAUUCUGCAAGACCCAGCCUUGGCACAGUCGGGUCUAAACAGACUCAAGACAGCUUUUGCAAAGUUUGCUUCUAACCAGCAGAAAUUUCCAUUGACGUAUGAGACUGCUUGGGGAGGUGUCGUGUCUUCAGCAACCUACGUGACGGGCAACGACGGCGCCGACUUUGGCAACACGCAAUACAACGACCACCACUUCCACUACGGCUACCACAUUCUAGCCGCCGCUGCCAUUGCCCACCUGGAUCCAGGUUGGUUGACCGAGAACAAAGACUACGUGAACGCUCUGGUACGCGAUGUUGCCAACCCCAGCACCAAGGACACUUACUUCCCUACAUGGCGUGCCUUCGACUGGUACCAUGGCCACAGCUGGGCGCAUGGCCUGUACGCCUCGUACGAUGGAAAGGACCAAGAAUCAAGCUCAGAGGACAUGAUGCACGCAUACGCUCUCAAGAUGUGGGGAGACGCCUCGGGAGACGCCAUGCUCUCGAUGCGAAGCAACCUGCAGCUCUCCAUCAUCGCUCGCGCACUCCAGGACUACUACCUCUACAAGAGCGACAACGCCGUGCAGCCACCCCAGUUUAUCGGAAACAAGGUGGCCGGCAUCCUCUUCGAGAACAAGAUUGACCACACGACCUACUUCGGCGCUAAUAUCGAGUUCAUCCAAGGCAUCCACAUGAUCCCCCUCCUCCCACCCUCGCCCUUCGUCCGCACGCCCGACUUUGUGCGCGAAGAGUGGGACGUAUACUUUAGUGGAGGUCGCGUCGAUAGCAUCGCGGGCGGCUGGAGGGGUAUCAUAUACGGAAACCUUGCGACCAUUGACGGUAGGACCGCGUGGGACUUCUUCAACAGCUCCAACUUCGAUCCUAGCUGGAUCGACGGCGGUGCGAGCUUGACGUGGUACUUGACGUAUGCUGCCUUGAUGGGUAACGUCUGA